GUUGGCGUCACAAUGCAUUCGCCGCUUGUGGGAGCAGCUGCAUCCGCAUCAGCUUUUAAAUUACAACAAUUGGCAGCGGCUGAUGUGGGAUUAGUACCAGCGCAUACGCAAUCUGAUAGCCUUGGUUUGCAGCCCUUCAUAAUAGGUUACUUCAAUGGUCCCGAUUUGAUGACGAAAAUGAAAAAGAGUUCCACAAAACAACAUAAACGUCGAGAGCGUCAUGUUGACGCCUUUGGACAUAAACCGCCGCCAGCAUUGUCGCGUUUUACACAUCCGGAGGCAAUCUACGAGCAACCAAAAGCUUGUGAGCGCCGCAAUUUUACAUUGGAUUUUAAAUAUUUGGGCAUGGAGAAAUCCGUUAUUGCUCCAAAGACUUUCGAAGCUUACUUUUGCUUGGGUGAAUGCAACUUCCCCUUGGGUACGCCCAUGAAUAAUGCUACUAAUCAUGCAAUUGUACAGACAUUGAUGCAUCUGAAGCGACCAAAUCUACCCAAACCAUGUUGUGUGCCGAUUAAGCUGGCCUCUAUAUCAAUACUCUACUCCGUUAAUGAGGAUAGCGUAAAUUUGAUGCGUUUUUCGCAAAUUGUCGCCAAGGAAUGUGGAUGCCGUUGAAGAUGGGAAAUAUAAAAUUAUAUUAAUUUAAAAUAAUGUGGAUGAAGNCCUUGCUUAAAAAUAUGUUCUAAAGAUGAAGUUUAAGUAUGUGCGUGUGUGCAAACAUAUAAAAAUGAAUUAACAACAAUUUGCUUGGUCUGAUUGUCCUUGGGGUAAGAAUACUCAAAGUAUAAAUUGAAACAAGGUCCUAAACUUCGUAGAACUGCUAAUAUAUACAUAAUUUGGAAAACUCAGGCAAAACAAUUAAAUAAUUUAAUUUCGUGACUUCUUCCGAUAUAAGAUUGUUUUCAUUUAAGUUCUGCAGUCUAGAAAUCAUGAGAAGAUUAUCAACAUAUCCAGAAAAUUUCACUAGUUCUUCAAAUCUAAAAGUAUCAA
Molecule: messenger RNA, 987 nt
Organism: Rhagoletis zephyria (snowberry fruit fly)
Lineage: Eukaryota; Metazoa; Arthropoda; Insecta; Diptera; Tephritidae
Product: protein screw-like
Cellular component (GO): extracellular region
Molecular function (GO): growth factor activity; cytokine activity
Source: RefSeq, a predicted model, not a curated record